This is a messenger RNA of Syzygium oleosum, 1265 nucleotides long. RefSeq names its product COMPASS-like H3K4 histone methylase component WDR5A. The record is from RefSeq and is a predicted model, not a curated record. NCBI's taxonomy places the organism in Eukaryota, Viridiplantae, Streptophyta, Magnoliopsida, Myrtales, Myrtaceae. The coding region runs from base 68 to 1045 and encodes 325 amino acids. Gene Ontology annotation, molecular function: histone binding. The transcript is spliced from 2 exons. Gene Ontology annotation, cellular component: Set1C/COMPASS complex.
CCCCUCUCUCUCUCUCUCUCUCUCUCUCUCUCUCACAACCACUCUCAAAUCGGUCGCCGGAGAACGAAUGACGUCGUCGUCGGCCGCGGCCACGGCCACGGCGGAGGCGGCCGACCCCGCCGCCGCCCCUUACAAGCCCUACGUCCUGGCGAAGACCCUGAACGGCCACAAGGCGGCCAUCUCGGCCGUGAAGUUCUCCCCGGACGGCAACCUCCUGGCCUCCUCCUCCGCCGACAAGACCCUCCGCGCCUACUCCACAGCCUCCCUCUCCCCACUCCACGACUUCCACGGCCACUCCCAGGGCGUCUCCGACCUCGCCUUCUCCGGCGAUACCCGCCUCCUCGCCUCCGCCUCCGACGACAAGACCCUCCGCCUCUGGGACGUCCCCACGGGGACCCUCCUCAAGACCCUCCACGGCCACACCAACUACGCCUUCUGCGUCAACUUCAACCCCCACUCCAACCUCCUCGUCUCCGGCUCCUUCGACGAGACCGUCCGCGUCUGGGACGUCAAGAGCGGCAAGUGCCUCAAGGUCCUCCCCGCCCACUCCGAUCCCGUCACCGCGGUCGAUUUCAACCACGGCGGCACCAUGAUCGUCUCCAGCAGCUAUGACGGGCUGUGCCGGAUUUGGGACGCUUCUACUGGGCACUGUAUGAAGACCCUCAUCGACGAUGAGAACCCUCCGGUGUCUUUCGUCAAGUUCUCGCCGAACGGCAAGUUCAUCCUCGUGGGGACUCUCGAUAAUACUCUGAGACUAUGGAACAUAUCCACAGGAAAAUUUAUCAAGACAUAUACAGGUCAUGAAAAUUCAAAAUAUUGUAUUUCUGCUUCUUUCUCAGUGACAAAUGGGAAGUAUGUUGUGAGUGGUUCGGAGGAUAAAUGUGUAUACCUGUGGGAGCUACAGACGAGAAAAGUAGUACAGAAAUUGGAAUGUCAUACUGAUGCGGUCAUAUCAGUAGCUUGUCACCCGACAGAGAAUAUGAUCGCAUCAGGGGCACUGGGCGAUGACAAGAGUGUGAAGAUCUGGACACAAGAAAAAGAUUGAUCUCUUUAGGAUAACCUUUUUUAUGGGGAUUAAUUGUGCGGUAUUAAUGUAAAUCUUGACCCAGGUUAGAUGUUUUUUUUCUCCCUUCUGAGAUGCAUCUAAAGAUUUUGUUCUUUAUGGUCCGAGUUGGUCAGACUGGUUUGUUCAGAUAACCUUUUUGGGUACGUGUAUGUGACAUCUUUAACUGUUUAUGUAUUCGAAGGCAUCAUUAAGUUGUUCA